Molecule: messenger RNA, 455 nt
Organism: Schistocerca serialis cubense
Lineage: Eukaryota; Metazoa; Arthropoda; Insecta; Orthoptera; Acrididae
Exons: 3
Coding region: 19-369 (116 amino acids)
Source: RefSeq, a predicted model, not a curated record
GGCAGGCGGGCGGCAGCCAUGGGCGGCGCAGUGGCGUCCGCUGGAACACCCGAGAGAGAGACACGAUCCCCAGCUGGCGACGCCCACACAGUCCGGCCGAAGUGCAGCCGCGCCGCGCCGCGCCGCCCCCCGCCUCUCUGCCGCGCAGUGCGGUCCCGACCGUUGGCCUGCUGCUGGGGGGCGAGCUGGCAACGCCGCCCCGUGACGUCAGCGCAGGCUGCCGCUGCGGCUCUCAGCUGUGUGCGCCGCUCGCCCGGCUCAGAAGGCAGCCAGGAGCGCAGUGACGUCUGCUGGAACACACGAGAGAGAGGUCAACAAAGCGGAAGGGAACGACAUGAGCAAACUUCUGCAGCUGGUCAAACUGUGUGAGUGGAAGAAUUAAAUUCCAGCAACCAUCUUCAUAAAAAUCGCUACAUUGCGAAUCAACCGUUUGCGGAGCUGAUGCAAAAAUUGGG